UUAGGCACACGUAAGAUCACGAUCAAGCCAACAUCCCCGAACUACAUGUAUAUGUAGUUAUUAGAUUUUUUUUAUAUGUAAUUUCACUCGACUGUGGUGUGCUUUAACAUUUCACUGAGUGGGAGGCCUGCGCCCUCCGCUGUGCCUAGGCACAAAGGCCCUCACAAUGAAGCUGACGGACAAUGUGCUGCGGAGUUUCAGGGUGGCGAAGGUUUUCCGAGAAAAUUCCGACAAAAUCAACUGUUUUGAUUUCAGUUCCAAUGGAGAAACUGUGAUUUCCAGCAGCGACGAUGACUCAAUUGUCUUAUACGACUGCCAGGAGGGAAAACCCAAGCGGACCCUCUACAGUAAAAAGUAUGGAGUUGACCUCAUCAGAUACACGCAUGCAGCUAACACAGUGGUCUACAGCUCCAACAAAAUCGAUGACACCAUAAGAUACUUGUCCCUGCAUGAUAACAAAUACAUUCGCUACUUCCCCGGGCACAACAAGAGGGUUGUAGCUCUGUCCAUGUCUCCUGUUGAUGACACGUUCAUUUCUGGUUCGUUGGAUAAAACCAUACGGUUAUGGGAUCUCCGCUCCCCUAACUGCCAGGGGCUGAUGCAUCUGCAGGGAAAGCCGGUGUGUUCGUUUGACCCGGAGGGACUGAUUUUUGCCGCCGGGGUCAACUCAGAGAUGGUCAAACUCUAUGACCUGCGCUCCUUUGACAAGGGUCCCUUCGCCACGUUUAAACUGCAGUACGAGCGCACGUCGGAGUGGACCGGCCUGAAGUUCAGCAACGACGGCAAACUCAUCCUGGUCUCCACGAACGGAGGGACUCUGCGUCUGCUGGAUGCGUUUAAAGGAGCCGUGCUGCACUCGUUUGGGGGCUACAACAAUAGUAAAGGUGUGAUUCUAGAAGCUUCCUUCACUCCAGACUCCCAGUUUGUCAUGAUUGGUUCGGAGGACGGAAAGAUCCACGUGUGGAACGCUGAGAGUGGGAUGAAAGUGGCGGUUCUGGACGGCAAGCACACGGGACCCGUUACCUGUUUACAGUUCAACCCCAAAUUCAUGACUUUCGCCAGCGCCUGUUCCAACAUGGCGUUUUGGCUACCCACUAUCGAUGAUUGACAGAGGGCCGGAGAAUUCGAAGGACAGUCACCAGCGGCCAUCGGGAGUCUUUGACUGUGUUGUUCCGCUCCAGUCCAGUAGAGGGCAACAGACUCAUUCCUUUACACUCUGUGGUGCAAGGCUUAAAGGACUGAUGUAUUGUAAAUAAUUUUAGCCGUGUGGCUAAUGUGUGUUUCCUUGUGCUCUUUUAUACUUGUAUUAUUAAACUUUUUUUUUGGUGGGAUGGGGUGUAAACUGAAAAGAA
This is a messenger RNA of Chanos chanos (milkfish), 1352 nucleotides long. RefSeq names its product WD repeat domain 82 (gene wdr82). Gene Ontology annotation, cellular component: Set1C/COMPASS complex. The coding region runs from base 167 to 1108 and encodes 313 amino acids. The transcript is spliced from 9 exons. Gene Ontology annotation, molecular function: protein binding; chromatin binding. The record is from RefSeq and is a predicted model, not a curated record. Lineage: Eukaryota; Metazoa; Chordata; Actinopteri; Gonorynchiformes; Chanidae.